Molecule: messenger RNA, 1902 nt
Organism: Linum tenue
Lineage: Eukaryota; Viridiplantae; Streptophyta; Magnoliopsida; Malpighiales; Linaceae
Source: the annotation of a GenBank genome assembly
AUGGCUGCUGAAACCAUUCUGAUCCCUGUUGCAAAACAAAUCAUUGCCAAAGCAGCCGACUUGGCCUUGGAGCAGCUUGGGCUCAUUUGGAAUUUCAAACCCGAGCUCUGGAAACUCAAGGCCACCGUCUCCACCAUCCAGGCCGUGCUCCGUGAUGCCGAAGAGAAGCAGUCGCACAACCACCAAGUCAAACUCUGGCUAGAUAAGCUCUCCGACGCGAUGUAUGAUGCCGAUGAUCUGCUUGAUGAUGUGUCCACCGAGGCUCGUCGGAAGGCCAUGACUGCAACAACUACUAAUUGUUGGAGUCUGGUAUGCUUUCUGUUCUCUUCACUUCCUGAACAGUUGGUGUAUGAUCUUAAGAUGGCUCAUGCUAUCAAGGCCAUUAGGGAGAAGCUUGAUGAUAUAUCGAAAGACAAGGAUACCUUCCAUCUGGAAGUAGUUCAUAGUACUGAGGAGGACGAAGCCCUUCAUUCCCGAGAGACGGAUUCCUGCCCACCCACUAUUGUUGUUGGGAGGGAAGAUGAUAAGAAGAAUAUCAUUCACCUGCUACUACUGCUGAAUUCCAACUCUGAAGUCAACAACAUUUCGUUCGUCCCCAUUGUUGGGAUGGGUGGGUUGGGGAAGACUACUCUUGCUCAACUCGUAUUCGAUGAUGAUGAAGUUACCGCGCACUUUGACAUCAAAGCUUGGGUCUAUGUUUCUCAAAGUUUUGAUGUCAAAGCGAUUCUCGGAAGGAUGCUACGAUCGAUAGACCGUCAAAAUCAGGCAGGUCCCGAGUUAGAUGAUUUGCAAGCUCAACUCAGAGAAAAAAUCCAAGGCAAGAGGUUUUUGUUUGUGUUGGAUGAUGUUUGGGAAGAGAGAGUUGUAAGGUGGGAAAUUUUAGGAAAAUAUUUGACUGUUGGCGCCAUCGGCAGUAAGGUGCUGGUGACUACUCGAUCCUCUAAGGUGGCCGAGGUUGGUGGCCGAGCUCUAAAGUCGAGAACAAGUACCAGCAUCGUGGAAUCUUAUCACUUGAAAGGUUUGUCAGAAGAAGAGUCCUGGAAUUUAUUACUGACAAAGGCCCUCCCUAGAAAAAUUCCACAAAAUCCAUAUGUUGAAGAAGUUGGAAGGGAGAUACUAAGGAAAUAUGGUGGAGUUCCUCUUGCUGUAAAUACCAUAGCUGGUAUGUUAAUGAGUUCGAAAAAUCCCGAAAUCGAUUGGCCAUCAUUUCUGCACAAGGGACUUUCUGAAGAAGAAAAUCCUACCAUAUCAGCUCUUAAACUAAGUUUCAGUCAUCUUCCUUCUCAUAUGAAGCAUUGCUUUGCUUACUGCAAACUAUAUCAGAAAGGUUAUGAAUUUCAUGUUAAAUCAUUGGUUCAGUGUUGGGUGGCACAAGGGUACAUUGAGUCUGAAAUUAAAGGCUUAGACUGCUUCAUAAUGCUAUGGUGGAGGUCAUUCUUCCAGGAGGUGGAGAUGGAUGAGCUGGGGAAUAUGCUAACAUGCAAAAUGCAUGAUUUGAUGCACGACUUGGCCGAUUCGGUAGCUGGAGAUAAGAUCAUUAGAAGUUUAAGUUCCACUGCUCUAAUAAAUAUUCCUUCAAAGACUCGUCACUUGGCAAUAUACGAAGAUGAUGACAAUGACGCGGGAGAAGAAGCUGAUGCUGCUGUUGCUGAUGAGUUGGAAAAUGCUAGUAAGGUGCGGACUUUGGUAUGCCAUAAACCUCUUUCAAAACAAGAGUUUGAAAUAGUCAUCUGCAAAUUCAUACGCUUGCGAGUGUUGAUUGUGUUUGAAGAUAGAUCAGAUGCUUCAACACUAUUGCACUUUGUUGGUAAGCUGAAGCAUUUAAGAUAUCUUGUCAUUCAUUGCCAUGGAAUGUGUAAACGCAAGACUUGUGUUGCUCUUAUUGAAACAAAGUAUUUAUAG